Molecule: messenger RNA, 1551 nt
Organism: Orbicella faveolata
Lineage: Eukaryota; Metazoa; Cnidaria; Anthozoa; Scleractinia; Merulinidae
Product: lactadherin-like
Source: RefSeq, a predicted model, not a curated record
CACCGAAAACAGGGGUGUGGCGAAACUUUGUACAUAAACAUCUCUUCCGUAGAUGGGUUUGUCAAAAUUAGAAUUAAAUGGAAAAUAAAUAAAUAAGUAAUAAAUAAAGUUCCUUCUCUAUUUGGGUAUAGUUUUGUUUGGUUUCUGUUUUAAGCUUUCAUGGUACUUUUCUGCCCUUGAAUCUGUUUAGCUUGAAUAUAAUUUAUGAUCAUUCUAGAUCUUUUAUGUUUGUUGCUUUUAGGGUGCGGAGGUCCCCUGGGAAUGGAGAACCGUCAAAUAACAGCAGUACAGAUUUCAGCUUCAUCUCAAUAUGAUGGGAGUCAUGCUCUAACCCUCGGAAGCCUGCAUUUUAAGGGUGGCAACGGAGUAUGGGCUGCAGCUACGAAUGAUCUCAAUCAGUGGUUUCAAAUCGAUCUUCGUGUUGAGGCAAAUGUCACUUUUGUGGCAACCCGAGGGAGGCACGGGGACCCCAACCAAUGGCUGACCCAGUACAAGUUACAAUACAGCAAAGAUGGACUUUCGUUUCAGGUUUAUAAGGAGACUAGACAAAGUUCAGACAAGGUGAGAACAGUUUUUGCAGAACAUAGUCGCUUGAUUGUUUUUGUUGGAAACAGUGAUCAAGACACUGUGGUAAAACAUCCUUUGAUUCCUCCAAUCGGAGCGCGAUACAUCAGACUGAUACCCACAGCAUGGAACAGGCAAAUCGCCAUGAGGAUGGAACUCUACGGAUGUUUUGGUAAUUAUAACCCUCGCUUGAAUCUCCAACAAUUUAAUGACUAAUUCCUAAACUUCUGUACCCACCCCAGGAUGACAGUUCCAAAAUGCAUAUGCCAGGCUCAAUUAAUCGUAUAGUGAAGAUGAAAUUCGUCUGAGCUCAGUUAAGUUUCAACUGUGGCCACCAUAUUCGAAUCUGCUGUAAAUCUCACCCUCGGAGGCUCCUUCGUAAUUCGGAGGUACAAAUUAACAUUGAGUAUAUAACAUGGUGUUGGCUGUGCAACAGAACACAGUGAGAGGCGCGGUGGCGUCCUGGUCAGCGCGGUGGACUCUGGAUCGAGCACUCCAGGUUCGAGCCUCAGCGGGGCUCAUUACUACUAUUCAGAUUGCACUACUGUUGAAUCUAUUUUUUAUGCUAUAACUUGGGUAAAACCAUUCUAUAUUACUACCAUUUACCAUAUAUUUUUCUAUUUAGAAUGUCAGGCUCCUUUGGGAAUGGAAACUUUAAGAUAACGCCCGCACAGAUAUCAGCGUCCUCUCAAUAUAGUGAUCAUGCCCCAUAGUACGGAAGACUACACUACAUAGAUAAUUCUGGUGCAUGGGCAACAGGAGUAGAUGAUCUGAACCAGUGGAUUCAAAUCGAUUUUGGAAUGGAGACAACUGUCAGUUAUGUGGCAACUCAAGGAAGAUGUAAUAUCGAGCAGUGGGUGACCCAAUACAAGUUACAGUACAGCAACAAUGGAAAUUCAUUUCAGGCUUUUAAACAGCAAGGAGAGAACUCAGAUAAGGUUUGAAGAUAUAUAUACUUUAAAGACGAAAACAAGCGCAGAAAAUCAG